UUUUAUAUAUCAGUUUUUCUUGUCCUUUUCCUUUCCCUUUCACUUUUUUUUAGCACUUUUUCGCUGUGCUCCUUUAGACUUUCUUGGUUACUUGUGACUUGUUACUUGUGAUAUACUUGAUAUGGUCAAUACCAAUAAAACUCCUACCCGCACUGUGAGGACGAGUUCUGGCUUGGUGCAAGGUUAUGUCGACACCGAUCAAGAGUGUCCACUCGAGGUAUUCCUCGGCAUCCCGUAUGUCCAUCCCCCUAUAGGCGAUCGACGGUUCCGACCACCGGAGCCUUUGAAAGAUGAUCCCUCAUCGACCGAAGUUCUAUCAUGUAUGGAUCACACGCCUGCUGCACCUCAAACACCGAUGCCUUUCGAUACGUUGAUGAGCAUAGACAUUGGAGUACAGUCGGAAGACUGUCUCCACUUGAACAUUUGGUCCCCGGCUCAGGAUGCAGAUGCACGGCUUCCUGUUCUUGUAUGGUUCCAUUCAGGAGCUUGUCUCAGGUAGCGGAUGACUGGUCGG
Radiomyces spectabilis is the source of this 514-nucleotide messenger RNA. RefSeq names its product Carboxylesterase. NCBI's taxonomy places the organism in Eukaryota, Fungi, Mucoromycota, Mucoromycetes, Mucorales, Radiomycetaceae. The transcript has a single exon. The record is from RefSeq and is a predicted model, not a curated record. Bases 122 to 499 code for a protein of 125 amino acids.